UUUCCCACAAUGCACCUGCGCUCGUCCUUGCCAAACCUCACUGUGGUCAUUGCGAACCGCCUCGCCUGGCUGACAGGAGUAGUAACGGCAGAGCCCACAGUGGCAUGGAGGAAGCCUGUCACUUAGAGUCACUGCAGCUCUGAUGGAUGUGAGAAAGGUAUUUUAAACGGCACCUUCAACAUUAGGACACAUUUCCAGUCAGGACAUUAGCUCAUGGUUAACAUUUGCACUACGCUGUUACCGAGAAAACAGACGUGAAUUAAACGGCGGGCUAACGGCUAGCUUACCUUACUUAACCUGGUAUUUGGCUAACUUAGAAAUAACUCCUGAAGAAGCUGUUAACGGCUGGAAAUAACGCGCCAGUGGAGGGGAUAUCAAAACGUGACAGCUCUUGGUGCCGGUGUCAGGUUUAUAAGCUUCUAGCCUCCUGUACUCCCCACCAGCAUCACCGCUGCCACCAGCGGUUGAAUUCAUGAGCGUGCUUGGUUCAUAAUCCUCGGGGAUGGGUAGUGGAGUCCAGGAACAACGGGCAUCACUCACACAGGGUGAAGUGCUCCCACUGGCUUCCUCCAGUCAGUCAGAGGGGUUGAAACAGACUCGGUCUGUUAUCAACUCGCUCUUUUCAGGGGCUUUAGCAGGAGCUGUAGCCAAGACAGCUGUCGCCCCAUUGGACCGAACUAAAAUCAUCUUCCAAGUGUCUUCUGCAAGAUUCUCUGCCAAGGAAGCUUACAGGUUGAUCUACCGCACCUACCUGAAGGAGGGCUUCUUCAGUUUAUGGAGGGGAAACUCUGCCACCAUGGUGCGAGUCAUCCCAUAUGCUGCCAUCCAGUUUUGCGCACACGAGCAGUACAAGGCCGUGCUGGGAGGCUACUAUGGCUUUCAGGGAAAUGCCCUACCUCCAGUCCCAAGGUUGCUGGCUGGGUCCAUGGCUGGUACCACUGCUGCCAUGAUGACAUAUCCUCUUGACAUGGUGCGAGCGAGGAUGGCUGUAACGCCAAAGGAAAUGUACAGUAACAUUCUGCAUGUGUUUGUGCGGAUCUCUCGAGAAGAGGGCAUGAAAACACUGUAUCGAGGCUUUACUCCAACCAUACUGGGUGUUGCCCCCUAUGCUGGCCUAAGCUUCUUUACCUAUGAGACACUGAAGAAGUUGCAUGCAGAGCACAGCGGCCGCCAGCAGCCCUACUCAUACGAACGCCUGGCUUUUGGAGCCUGUGCAGGUCUCAUCGGCCAGUCUGCAUCUUACCCUCUGGAUGUAGUACGGCGGCGGAUGCAGACUGCGGGUGUCACAGGUCACACGUACCGCACCAUCCUGGGCACCAUGAGGGAGAUUGUGUCCGAGGAAGGGGUUAUCCGCGGACUCUACAAAGGUCUCAGUAUGAACUGGGUUAAAGGACCUAUUGCAGUGGGGAUUAGCUUCACCACCUUUGACCUCACUCAGAUUCUCUUGAAGAAGCUUCAUCAAAUGGGUUAUACUACUCCAUAAUAAUGACAAAGAGAGUUGAAAAUGGGGGUAGAGGGUUGAGUAGAUGCCUGUAAGCCCACUCUGGUGAGACAGCAGAGGUAGCAAGAGUAAAAAAAGGGUAUUGCUGGAUAAAAGCAAAAAGCACAGUGGCUCAGGAUGCGUGGGUAAUAAUAAUUUAUUCUCUCGCUUUGUUUGCGUUUAAGAGAGUAAGUUGGAUAGUACGCCUUGUUGUCAUGUACAUCUAAGUGCAAUAUCAUCAAUACGUUUGUGUGUACACAUGAAUUGUAAUGGUUCUACCCUCCUGAACCGGGCCUCUAAGUACAUUUGUAAUCCACAGAGUUAAAAGGUACACACACACACACACACACACACACACUGCAGUCUGCCAGCUGCCUUGUGUAUCAUUUUAAAUCUUUUACUUUGCAGUGCAAUGCUGGUUUCCACUCAUUUGCCAUGAGUUUUUAAAAAAUGCAUUCAUUUAAUAAGAGUAAGAUAUGCCCUUGUUGAGAUUUGUUUUAAGGAAAUUUAUUUUAAGAAAAUAUACCAAAGGUUAUGACCUGAGUUAGUGCAAAUUAUAUGCCAUAAAUGGAGUUGUAGUAUGUUUAAGUGUGAGUUCACAGCAGCUUUGUAACUGCUAUCAAAUGGUUUGAUUUAGUUUGAGUUGAAACUAUUAAAAGCUCACAGUCUAGUGUUUUUUCAGCAGCACUCCUGAAGAUUGAAUUCACAGUUUUAUUAGUUGUUUAGUUGUGUUUUAUGGCGGUGCCAACAAAAAAAGAAUUACCAGUGCCCAUAGUGUUUUUAGAGAGUUUUUGUCACAUAUUGAUUGUUUUUCACUUUAAUCCUGUCAUAGGCUUUUUGAAAGAUUCAUAUCUGAAGUAUAAAUACAGAUACUACAGUUAGUCCAGCUAAACUAUUGGGGCCUUUCCACUGCUGGAAUCACUUCCCCUAGGAACUAGGAACCUUUGGGAGGCUGUUUUGGAUGUUUUUUUUCUUUCUAAUAAGCUCUGAAACAUCAAUGGAAAAGAGAGUAUUGUAGAAACACAGACAUGUAACAAUAUGAAGGAAUCUUGUAGUUCUUUGGGAAAAAGUUCCUGGGACUACAACGUCUUAGUUUUGGUGGAAAUAUGCUUAUUGGUUCUCAGCCCUAAGUAACGCACAUCAAGUAGUUAGGUAAUCCCCCAAAUGUGAGAUGUUAUACACUGAUAUUUAGAAAGAACAGCUAAACAUAUACACAGCCCUCUUUGUGACGUUUACAAUGUCUCAUUGUUGCUGACACAGUCUGAGAGGUGUUGCUUUUACAUAUAUCAUUUAUCUGUUUUUAAAAAGUAAAGUAUAUCAAGAGGCAUUUUUAUAUCUUCACCCUCGUAUGUGUCGCUGAUGUUGGACACACAUGAAGUACACACAUUACACUAAUGUGUCUUCCAUUUGCUGCCAGUGUGACAGCUGUGCAGUCUGUCUCUUCGCUGCCAUUCACAGCUGCUUUGUUUUUAAAAACGUGACUCGACACUAGUCUAGACUGUAACAGGUCACUGGAAUGACUUUAAAUCUCCUGGUUAGGGAGGAGGACUCGGUGUAGAGCUUUUAGCAGUAUUUGCUAACUUGACUGGAAAUAUGCAAACAUAUACUGAAGAGAUCAUUUGAGUUCUGUUACAAAGAUAAUUUAGUUCUCAGUAUUGUACUUUACCUCAGCACACAGUCAUGUGUUUUUUCUAAUCGUCACAUAUCAAUGUGUGGCAGCAAAUGGGACUUGGAGCUUGUUUGAAUGAUGCAGAUUAACAUUUUGACAGUACAGGGAGUGCAGAAUUAUUAGGCAAGUUGUAUUUUGAGGAAUAAUUUUAUUAUUGAACAACAACCAUGUUCUCAAUGAACCCAAAAAACUCAUUAAUAUCAAAGCUGAAUGU
Oreochromis aureus is the source of this 3363-nucleotide messenger RNA. RefSeq names its product solute carrier family 25 member 42 (gene slc25a42). Gene Ontology annotation, biological process: transmembrane transport. Lineage: Eukaryota; Metazoa; Chordata; Actinopteri; Cichliformes; Cichlidae. The record is from RefSeq and is a predicted model, not a curated record. Gene Ontology annotation, cellular component: mitochondrial inner membrane.